Molecule: messenger RNA, 1893 nt
Organism: Durusdinium trenchii
Lineage: Eukaryota; Dinophyceae; Suessiales; Symbiodiniaceae
Source: the annotation of a GenBank genome assembly
AUGGACUCUGUGACCAAAGAGAAGAUGAGUGCGAUCAUGAAAAGCAAAGAUGGUGUAAACAACAAAUUGGAGAAGAUCUUGGCAUUGCUCACCCUUGCCAACCUGGCCUAUGGGCUGAUGCUCAAGCCUGACUCCUUACAUGUCCACCCUCACAACAGAGGAUCUCAGAUGGUCAAUGCCUUUGACUGCCACAAGAAGGGGCAGGCCAUCCUCUCUGCUGGAUUGAAGCCAGACCUUUUGGGCCCUUCUUCUAUCUGCAUAGAAAUGUCGAGCCACACAGAUACCUGGAUGAAGCAACAAGAAGCCAACAUCAACAUGUGUGCAGCAUCAGAAGGACUGUUGCCAGUGCCCACUGGCUCAGAGCGAUAUCUUACACUUGGCAAUUCUCACUUCAUCAUGUUCCUCAAGGCUCUACAAGGACAAUGCUUGUCUCCUACAGGUGAAAGACUUCAUGUACCAGCAGAGUUGGAAAGCCUAAUUGCCUCAGGCUGGAAGUGGACUGUGAUCAGCAACACGGUCGAAGCAGAGUUUCCUCAGUUUCCUUCCUUCUGCCAAGCAGCACUUAAUUCAGUGAACUCGAACAACACUGCUACCUGUGAACUGGAAGCAAUGCUUCAGUUGGCAAACUAUGUCAAAGCAGGCAUGACUAUGCAAGGCGCAAUUGAGGCUGUCCAAGCUGCCCAGCCAACCUGUGGCAAAUACAUUACAGACAUAGCUCAAUUUUUGUCAUUGUACACAGGAGGGCAUGGAUUCCCAUUGCUCACUCAACUCAGCCAGUUUUGCAAAAGGCUGGGGCCUUCAUUGAUGAUCGGUGAAGAAAUGAUGAGCCAGCUGACCUUUUUUGACUUCAAGGUUGAAGGCAAUCCUUUGAUGAUGUGCAGGGUGGCCUUGCUACAUGCAAUCUUGUCAUCAACUAAAUCAGUGGAUGGCUAUUCCAGGCUUAUAUUCAAGUCUGACCUUGACAAAAUGAAAGGCUCCCUCAACAAGAAGGCAGUGGAGGUGGAACAAAUGCUCAGGGAUGCUUGGGCCAAGUGCGCAUCUCAUACCAAGGGUGGAUUUGCUUUUGGCAAAUUGUGCACAAGAAUGGUGCUCUUGCUGCUGGGCAAACAGAAGCACAGCAGAGACCACAAGGAGGUGGAGUCCUAUGAAGAGAUCAUAGAAAUGUUUGGGGAAGAGCUGGCUGGGAUUGAGGCUAGUGGUGCCACAGCCAAGCCUGAAGGCCCAGAAGCCUCCACCAAAGUCACUGACUUGCUACAAGCAACAGCUGCCGAAGUUGCCCAACUCCAACAUAAGCACAUCAAGGUUGGUUCCAGGUAUUGCAACAAAGAAUAUGGAGACAUUGUAUUCAUUCUGGAGAGCAUUGAUGAGAAGCAUUGCACAUUCAAACAUGUACCUCUUUUCGAAGCUCCCAUGAUGGUGACAGUUGAGUUUGGAGAUUUGAAAGUUUGGAAGCCAACCAAGAGGGAAUGUCCUAUUGGAUGCCCUGUCGACGUGGCUUUAGGGAAGAUGCUGGGUGGGCACAUUCCAUGGAUCAAAGUCGACUUGGUCAAAAGCUCCUUGCAAAAGAUCAUCAAUGAGGCAUACAUUGAGAAUGUCCAAGCAGUGAAGGAUGCUGUGCAGUUUACUUUGCAUCCCACUUUGCUGUACACCAAAAAGGGCUUCAAAGAAGGCAAGCUCCAACUGUAUCCAGUUGGUGUGGUACAUCUUCUCAAGAGUGAAGAGAAACCCAAAGGAGUCAAGCUGUCCUUCCAAGGGUAUGAAUUCCAGCUCCUGGCAUACAAGGCCUUGCAUGAGUUUGAACAGGAGAAGCAGGGCAGUUUGGUUGCUUACAAUUGGGUGCAGACCACAGACAAGCUGGACCUAAUCAACAUGGAAGAGAAUCUAAGAAUGUGA